Corythoichthys intestinalis (scribbled pipefish) is the source of this 585-nucleotide messenger RNA. RefSeq names its product bone gamma-carboxyglutamate (gla) protein (gene bglap). Bases 46 to 558 code for a protein of 170 amino acids. NCBI's taxonomy places the organism in Eukaryota, Metazoa, Chordata, Actinopteri, Syngnathiformes, Syngnathidae. The record is from RefSeq and is a predicted model, not a curated record. The transcript has 4 exons. Gene Ontology annotation, cellular component: extracellular region. Gene Ontology annotation, molecular function: hydroxyapatite binding; structural constituent of bone; calcium ion binding. Gene Ontology annotation, biological process: response to vitamin K; bone development; regulation of cellular response to insulin stimulus.
CGUUCCCAUCUUCAAGCCUCCACGUUGCCCGACCUGACACGCAAGAUGAAGACUUUGGCCAUCCUGGUAUUUUUCUCCUUGGCUGUUGCCUGUCUGACUUCAGACUCAAUGGAUUCCAAUGGGGAUGACCAUGAUGACCGCAAUGACCGUGAUGACAGCUACCGUCGCAACUACAACGGUGAUGACAACUACCGCCGCAACUACAACGGUGACGACAACCUGCGUCGCCACUACAACGGUGAUGACUACCGCCGCAACAACGGUGAUGACUACCGCCGCAACAACAACGGUGAUGACUAUCGCCGCAACAACGGAGAUGACGGCUACCGUCGCAACAACAAUGGAGAUGACACCUACCACUACCGCCAGGGAGUGUUUGUGGAGCGGUCACAGGCAGCUGCAGUGGUGCCACCAAGGAGAGCUCCUGUUGAGCUGUCCCUGACCCAGAUGGAGAACCUGAGAGAGGUGUGUGAGUCUAACGUGGCUUGUGAGCACAUGAUGGACACAGAUGGAGUCGUCGCUGCCUACAACGCCUACUACGGACCUGUUCCUUAUUAAACGCCGAAGCCCAAGAAUUGACUAGCC